Molecule: messenger RNA, 1692 nt
Organism: Arachis ipaensis
Lineage: Eukaryota; Viridiplantae; Streptophyta; Magnoliopsida; Fabales; Fabaceae
Gene: ATS1
Product: phospholipid/glycerol acyltransferase family protein
Biological process (GO): phosphatidylglycerol biosynthetic process
Cellular component (GO): chloroplast stroma
Molecular function (GO): glycerol-3-phosphate O-acyltransferase activity
Source: RefSeq, a predicted model, not a curated record
GCCCGCCAAUGACACACUCUCUUCUUCUUUCUCUUUCUCUCUCACAACGCUUUCUCUCUCUUCCUCACUAUUCACUCUCAUUCAUUCAUUCUUUUCUUUUCUUUCAUUUUCUUUUCUUUGUUUCUGUGCGUGACGAAACGAAACGAAACGAUGAACGGGUCUCUCGCUCAGCGUGCGGCACAGGGCGUGUUUACCAUAUCCACCAAUGCUUCUUCUUCUCAUUCUCAGUCUCCGUUUCCCGCAUUCUUCGUUCCUAGGGUUUCUUCCUUCUCUUCAAAGCCUCCUCCUCCUCCUUCCUGUUCUUCUUCAUCCGUUUACUAUACUUCUUGUUCUUGCUAUUGUGCCUCUUCUCUCUACUCUUUCAAGCCUAAGAUUAAGGCACAAGACUAUCUUGCCUCUCCUCCCAAAAUGGCAGCUGUCUCUACCCGCACUUUCCUCAACGCUCGCUCUGAACAAGAGCUUCUUUCUGGAAUCAAGAAGGAAGCACAAUCAGGAAAUCUGCCUGCUCACGUUGCUGCAGGGAUGGAAGAAGUGUACAAAAACUAUAAAAGUGCAGUAGUCAAAAGUGGAAAUCCCAAGGCAGACGAGAUUGUUUUGUCAAAUAUGUCUGCUUUUCUAGAUCGCAUAUCUUUGGAUGUGUCGGAUCCCUUUGUCUUUGAGCCACACCACAAAGCAAAGAGGGAGCCUUUCGACUACUACACGUUUGGUCAAAAUUAUAUCCGUCCUCUAAUUGAUUUCAAAAAUUCUUAUGUUGGCAACAUGCCCCUUUUCACUGAAAUGGAAGAAAGACUUAAGAAGGGACACAAUAUCAUCUUGAUGUCAAAUCACCAGACUGAAGCAGAUCCUGCUGUUAUUGCACUGCUAAUUGAAAAAAAGGCCCCACAUCUUGCUGAAAACAUGAUCUAUGUAGCAGGAGAUAGAGUUGUUACUGAUCCUAUGUGCAAGCCCUUCAGUAUUGGCAGGAAUCUGAUUUGUGUAUACUCUAAAAAGCACAUGCUUGACGACCCCUCACAAAUAGAGAUGAAAAAAAAAGCAAAUACACGAAGUUUGAAGGAGAUGGCUGUGCUUUUAAGGGGUGGAUCUCAGCUAAUCUGGAUUGCCCCAAGUGGUGGUAGGGAUCGAACAGAUCCAAAAACUGGAGAAUUUGUACCAGCACCCUUUGAUCCUGCUUCAGUAGACAAUAUGCGAAGACUUGUUGAGAAUUCCGGUCCACCAGGUCAUAUAUAUCCUAUGGCAUUACUGUGCUAUGAUAUAAUGCCCCCUCCAGCAACGGUGGAAAAAAAGAUUGGGGAGAAAAGAAUUAUAUCUUUUCAUGGGACUGCCUUAUCUGUGACUCCACCAAUAAGCUUUCCUGCAAGUGGAAAACCUGAACAGGCCAAGGAUGACUCUACAAAAGUUCUGUAUGAUUCCGUGACUGAGCAAUAUACUGUGCUGAAAGCUGCGGUACAUGGCAAAAAAGGGUUACAAGCGUCAACUCCUAAAGUCUCGUUGUCACAGCCGUGGAACUAGUUCAAAUCUGAAUGUUCUUCAUUAUAUUUUUCUCUGAUAAUCAGGUCGAAAUGUUUUUUUCCCCUUAUAAGACGCUUUCAAGCAAUUUUAUCUCAGCUCACCAGAGUGCAGAGGGAAUUGCUCAUUGCUUGCUGCCUUCACCCAAUGAAUGAUUAGCUAUUUAGCUGGAUGGAAGUUUGCAGG